Molecule: messenger RNA, 3166 nt
Organism: Heterocephalus glaber (naked mole-rat)
Lineage: Eukaryota; Metazoa; Chordata; Mammalia; Rodentia; Bathyergidae
Source: RefSeq, a predicted model, not a curated record
UCACUUCCUGAAAAACCCUGAAGUGUUGCUUAUCUUGAUGAAGUGCAAAAAGGCCUCUGGGGGUAGGGGAAGGGAGAGGCCUUGAAUGUGUCUGUUUUGGGAACUAAGAGCAGCAGCAUUUUCAGACUCAGCCCACACUGAACUAUCCUUCAGGUUUCUGAAAGGCCAGGGGUGUGUGGCCCACAAAGGGACUAGAAGUGAUUGCCCUGGGAUGGGCCCUUCCUAAGGAGAGGCGUCUCCAAGAGAUCACCCCAGAAAUAAGGAAAAGGAAUGAGUGAAUUGGGAGUUUCAGACUGUUGCUAUACCUGGACCUCUGGGAAGAUAUCUGGGAAGAGCUAGGACCAGUGGUCCCUACGAAUCCUGCUCACUAACUUGUCACCUGGAAGGCUUUUCUGGAACAGCAUGUUAUUCAACAACACGGCUACCCCGUUGUGGGUUAAAAUCACCUAUUUCACCAUGGAGGCUCUCAUUGGUCUCUUUGCUGUGGUGGGCAAUGUGCUGGUCAUCUGGGUGAUCAAGUUGAACCCUAGUCUUCAGACCACCACCUUCUAUUUCAUUGUCUCCCUGGCCCUGGCCGACAUUGCAGUUGGGGUACUGGUCAUACCUGUGGCCGUUACUAUCAGCCUGAACAUCUCAAUGGACUUCUACAGCUGCCUCUUAAUGUGCUGUGUGCUGCUGAUCUUCACACAUGCCUCUAUCAUGUCUUUGCUGGCCAUUGCUGUGGACAGAUUCCUGCGGGUCAAGCUCACCAUCAGAUCCAGGAUUCCUGUGGUCCCUGGAUUUAAAAAAAAAUCAUUACAGGUGAAGGCUUACUUCCUUCCAGUCAUGAGGCUCUUCAUUCUGCUCUCUCUGGUUCUCUUCUCAGAUGCCCUGGUCAUGGACAAAAAGGUCAAGGAAAGCUUUGUGCUGGAUACAGCUUCUGCCACCUGCAGCUAUGAUGCCCAUUAUAAGAAUCAUACCAAGUAUUGGUGCCGGGGUUAUUUCCGGAACUACUGCAACAUCACUGCCUUCACUCCCAACGGCACUGACCGUGUAGUCUUGAGGGACACAGGACACCGACUCCUUGUCAUUGUUUCCUGCCUGACCAAGGAAGAUUCAGGCUGGUACUGGUGUGGCAUUCAGUGGAACUUUGCCAGAGAUGACAUGGAUUUUACAGAGUUGAUUGUUACUGACCACAGAGAAGCCCUGGCCAAUGGUUUUUGGCCUGAGAAAGAUUCAUCAGUCAACAAGAACGUAAGCUACAGGGCUUCCAAAGUCUUCCAAAUGGUGGAUUGUGCCAGGAUGUCCAUUCUGAUCAUUUGCAUACUGAUGACUGGUUUGGGGAUCAUCUUUACAAACAUUCAUUUGUCCAGAAGAAGGCGAAGUCAAGGAAUAGAAGGGAGUGACUACUAACAGUGACUGACAAAAAGCAGCCAUGGUGCUUCUCCUAAUGCCUAUACUGCCUGAAGGGGAGCAAGAAGAGAAGCAAAACGGUUUCUCCUAAACACCUCAGCUGGUCUACUCAAAUUCGGAGAGCCAGGCAGUUCUUUUCCAGUUCCUCUUUUCAUUACUUGUGGCAUUAGACUCUGUAUUAUGGCAAAAUCCAAUUCUUUCAACUUCAGAAAUGCCCUUGGCUGGUACCAUCCCCAUUAUAGCCCUUCAGCCCAGUUUAUUUUUCUUGCAGCUUAUUUUAACUUAGCAGGAAGGCAGGUAUGUUCUGAACUCACCAAUUUUGGGUUUAUGUGUGGAGGAAACGUCUCCCAUGCUGUCUUCUCCUAAGAAUAAAAAAAGGUUCCUCUUAAAAAACUCAGAAAGGGAGAGGCAGUUGAGGGGUCAACUCUAAGACUGGUAGUCAUAUAAGAGCAGUAACAAUAUAUGCAAGAAUAUCAAAAGUAUAAUUUUACUUGGUAAACACUGAACUGAAGUAAAUAUGAGAGAAGAUGAAUGGAUAAUUAUAAUAUUGAGUGUCAUCCAAGUCUGAUGCAUCCACCUUACCUUUCCCUGGCAGUGUUGGGUAAACAUUGACAAGCUUGAUCUUGGAGGUCUUUUCUUUAGUCUCCAUCAGACACUCUGUUCACAUAUCAUCUUUUCAAGUAUGCCAACAUCCUGGUCUAAAUUGUGGUUCUAUUUGUUAUAUUAAAGCUCUAUAUUGGUCCUAUUUUAUUUUUUUAAUUUAAAUUAUUUUUAAUUUUAAUUUAUUUAAUAAGAUAGAAAAGUAAAAUCAUCUCCUACUACUUAUGGUUAAUAUUUUAGUAUCUUUCCUUUUAGUCAUACUGCAUGCAUUUUAUUAAAGCUCCUUGAGUUACCUUUUCUUUUCUUUUUUUUUUUUGUACUGGGGAUCGAACUCGGGUCCUUGCGCUUGGGAGGCAGGCGGAGAAACCGCUGAGCUAAAUCUCUGGCCCUUGAGUUACCUUUUCAUAUAAAGGGUUAUGUCUUCUUUUUUUACUUUGUACGUUGCCAUAUGUAUUCUCCCAUGCCUUUAAAAACUUAAUGUAAUCUUUUUAGGAAAAUAGGCCUUUCUGUAAGAAUAGUCCCUCCACAGCUGCAGGGGAUAUGUUCCAAGGUGUUCUGCAGAUGCCUGAGACGAUGGAUACCCCCUGCAGCAUACAAGUUUUUCCUACACAUACAUGUCUACAAUAAAAUUCAACUAUAAAUUAAGCACAGUAAGAGAUUAACAACAACUGACAAUGAACUAGAACAAUUAUAUCAAUUUGCUGUAAUAAAACUUAUAUUAAAUAUGGUUAUUUAUGGCUUGAAUAUUCCAUUUAAUAUUUUCAGAUCAUAGUUGACCAUAAGUAACUGAAACUGGGAAGAGAAAUCAUAGAUUAGGCAGGAUGACUGUAUAUAUGAGCACUCUAACUUGCUUAACCAGUUCCCUGCUUUUGGAUAUAAAAUUUUUCUACUUUUCAGUAGGUAACAAUGAAACAGAUUUUUUGGUGCAUAAAACUCUGCACAUAUCCUUGAUUAUUUUUUAGGUGGCCACAGUUUUACUUAAUAUUUAGGUAAACCCAUGAUAAACUUCUUUUUUUUUUUUUUUUGGUUUUUUGAGACAGGGUCUUACAGUAUAGUUCAGGCUGGCCUUGAACUCACUAUGUAGGCCAGGCUGGCCUCAAACACAUGACAAUCUUCCUACCACCAUAGCCGGCCUCCCUAGUGCUGGGAUUACAGGCAUGUGCCACCACACCUG